Messenger RNA from Coffea eugenioides, 1313 nucleotides. RefSeq lists its product as uncharacterized. The coding region runs from base 320 to 1207 and encodes 295 amino acids. The transcript has 2 exons. The record is from RefSeq and is a predicted model, not a curated record. NCBI's taxonomy places the organism in Eukaryota, Viridiplantae, Streptophyta, Magnoliopsida, Gentianales, Rubiaceae.
UUAUUUUGUCUUAAUGAUAACUUAUAGUAAUACUACCAAACAUGGCUUCUCUUGUGAUGGUGCAUAAUUCACUUCUUCUUCUGUUUUUCAUCAGAGAUCUCAUCAUUAUCUUUAAUGGCGAAACCAUCUUUCCUCCAUAGCAAUAUCAUACUAACCAUCAUCGUCAUCUUCAUCAACAUCAACCUUUCCUUUAAGACCUCAUUCUUAUAGCACAGAACCCUUUUCUUUUCUUUUCUUUUUUUGGGUAAAUUAUUUCCUUUUUGUGGGUUCUGACUGUCCGUGCAUUGGUACUAUCAUUUUGUUGAUUCAUGAAACUUUGAUGGUUCUAGGGGAAAAAGGGUCCUUAAGUUUGAUGAAUAAAGGUGGGGUAAAGAGUUCUGCAUACGUGCAUGGGAUGUCAUGCAUAUCCACGAUCGAUUCCCCGGAGAUUUGCAAUGAAGACGGGAGAUGUUUGGUUGAAGAGAAAGUGGUGGGAAAGGAGACCAAAAGAGAAGAUUUUGAGGCAAUGAAAACAUGCUGCAGCAGUUCCUCAACAUCAUCCAUUGGAAAGAACAGUGAUGUUUCCGGCAGGUCAGUUGAGAAUCCCGGGGACUCUGCUGAGGUGCAAAGCUCCUAUAAAGGCCCCUUAGAUGCAAUGGAAGCUUUGGAAGAGGUUUUACCCAUAAGAAGAGGCAUUUCAAGCUUCUACAAUGGCAAGUCGAAGUCAUUUGCAAGUCUAGCUGAUGCUGCUUCUUCAACCUCCUCCAUCAAAGACAUCGGGAAGCCGGAAAAUGCCUACAUUAGGAAGCGAAGAAACCAGCUUGCCUGCAGUCUUGCCUGGGACAGCAACAAGAGCAGAAGUUCCCCACUUAGAAGCAACAGUGGUGGAGUGUCAAAAAGAGUAAUCAACUCAGGUCGUACCAGUUUGGCUCUUGCAGUCACAAUGAGCAGUUCUGGAAUCUACCACGCUAAGAAUGAAAAUGCGAGUCCUGGGCCGAAAGAUAUGAUAUCGGCUUCUCCACCUUCCCUUCUUGGAGCUUGUCACCAUUCGCAAUUCAGAGACUACCACCUGCAUAACGGAUCAUCCUUGGCGGCGCCGCCUCCACGGCAGAACUUCUCUGCCUGGAGAUCACUCUCCUUGGCUGAUUUACAGCAAUGUGUUUCCAUUACAGCUGCCUGUACAUCUUCUAGUACAAGUCGGUUAGAUAUAAAGCCCUCUAAGACAUAGUUUUCACAAGAGACUCGUUAAUUUCUUGUUAACCAAGAAGAGCUCCAGGAGAAGCCAUAUUGAUCAGUAGACUUGUAAAUCUGCUCCUUCCCUCACUUCUUUAUUU